GCAUGAAUCCAACCAAACUUUUUCGCUAAGAGAAAGUGAAUCAAAUGGGAAGCAGAAGAGAUGAAAAGCGGUUCUCUACCGACCGAGGUACGAAACCGGGACAGAGACCGCUAUCGAGUUAGUAUUUCUUUUCGUUCCGAUCUGAGCAGACAAUUGGGUUUUCGCGUGCACCAGGCGGGUGGUUCACAAUUUAGUUUGCUUCCAUUGUGAUUGUUAUUCGUUGUAUAUAAAUGUGUGUGUUGGUCGAAACACAGGACUGCGAACGGUAGAAGUCAAAGGAAGAUUACUGACAAAAGAGCUAGGUAAAAGCAAAAAGGGAUUGAUACUUGGUGAUUCGUAUCUCCAAUGGGUCGGUGUAUGUCAUAACCAUUUUAGCAGUACAUAAGUUAACAGUCCCUAUUCCGAAUUCUAUUGAACCGUAGGUUGUUUUGCUGUUUUUUUUUGUAUCCGUUUCCAGUUACAAUGUUCUGUAUUCUGUGAGUUUUGUUUUUAUUAAGUGUUACCCGGGCUAGAACAAUAUUUUACUUACUAUGAUACAGUACUGCUUAAAAUAUAACUAGAAACUGGCUUAUAAAGUUUGUGAAGAAGUUUGUAUAACAGACACAAUUACAAGGUGAAAGUGGCUGCUGUUCACAUUGGAUAAAAUACAAGUGUAGCACUUAUCAGUAUUUUGGAGGGCGAUAAGAGCCGCUAUGGCACUGUUAUCGAAUGGUGCUCCACCGAUGCAGAUGACUCCACAGUCCGGUUCUUCAGGACAGUCCAGCAAUGAGAGUAAUGCAGAUUACGAAUCGAAUGAUCAUAUUUUUCUCUCGAACCUACUCAGUUCUCUGCCACGUUUCGAUGCUCCAGCUAAGAUUGGAACCAUGCCCAAUGGCGGUCAACAAAGUACGAGUUCGUUCGUUGCCAAUCCUACGCUAGAGAGAGGUGGUGCAGGCAUUUCGGAAGACCUUACGUACUCGAACGCUCUGGGUGCAAUUGGGAGUGGAAGUGCUCCAAAUAGUGAAAUUCUCGGUGCAAUAGGGGCACAACUGACUCCAAGUGCAUCACCGCAAACUAACUCAUCCGGAAGUCCUCACUGCACGUCUUCGUUGGGUGCGGUUUGUGGGCGUUGUAACAGCCAAGCUAUCUGUCGUUGUUUAGAUUGUAACGAUGUGCUUUGUCAAGAGUGUACUCAUAAACAUAGUAGAACAUCUUUCUCUAGAGAUCACUGUGUCAUCUCUAUUCACGCAAUCUCAUCGAUUGGGUCCGUCAAUGGUGCUAAUUAUAACCCUAUGGGAAAUGAGCCGUUCUGUGAUAUUCACGGUGAAGCAUUACGCUAUUUGUGCGAGACAUGUAGAAAAAUUGUUUGUCAAGAAUGUACCUUUUGGGACCAUAAGGAUCAUUCGUGUAUUCCAGUAGCUAACAUAAUGCAUGGAGCAAAGGAAAAGAUUUUAUCUAUCAUCGAAAGCGGAAAGUUGGGCACUAAAUACAUUAAAGCUAGUAUUGAUCUCGCUCUCAAGUACUCACAAGCAGUUGAAAGAGAUGCAUUGGACGCAUCGGGUAAAAUUCGUAAAUCUAUGAGACAUUUUAUUCAAGCCGCUGAAGAUCGUGAAAGGACUCUUUUAGAACGGGUCGAUAAAUUUCGCCAGCAGAAACUUAAUUCUCUUGCGGAUCAAAUGGCUGGACUGCGAUCAGCACUAGCUGGCUUGGCUAGCACCUCUGAUAUGCUGUCCAAAGCGCUAGAAAGUGUUGGUUCCAUGAAUAACAUGGAUAUAGCACGAACAUUAACAACUGGCGAAAGUCAAAUUGAACAAUAUGCUGCUAUGUUCAAGAACUUGCAGCCGAAGGAAGAGUUCAUCACAUUUGUCACGCCGAAUUUUGAUCUCGUUCAUGAUAUCCGUAUGCAGGGCGAUGUGAUAUUUAUGAAUCAACGCAGUAAUUCGGUAUCGAAUGGUCCUAAUGCAUACAUUCAACCACCUUGUGGGAAUAUACUUACUCGUCGCCCAAUCAUACGAAACAUAGUUCCAUUUCAACAGCAACGUAACAAUUUAGCCUCAUGUUGGGAGCAUAUGCCGUCAUCAAGAAAUGAGCGCAGCACUUCGCCAAUUACGACAGCUCCGAUUCCUGGAAUGCCAAUAUUAGGGCAAAGUGUGCCCGGAUGUCCGACCCAUGUGUCUGCCCGACCUUCUGUCGGGCUUAGUGUAACGUUCGGAUACGAUGGACAUAAUGAUGGUCAGGUUUCUCGUCCAUGGGGUAUUGCUGUAGAUAAAGAUGGUCACAUUAUAGUGGCUGACCGUCGCAACAACAGAGUUCAAGUGUUUUAUCCGAACGGUGCAUACAAAUUGAAAUUCGGUUCAAAAGGAACUGCAAACGGACAGUUUGAUCUCCCGGCUGGCAUAUGCACCGACGCACAGAACCGUAUAAUUGUGGUUGAUAAGGAUAACCACCGCGUGCAGGUCUUUUCGCCUAACGGAAUGUUUCUGCUGAAGUUUGGUACUUACGGGAAGGAUUGUGGACAGUUUCAAUAUCCGUGGGACGUAGCUGUCAAUAUUAGGGGGGAAAUGUUAGUUACGGAUUCAAGAAAUCAUCGCAUUCAACUUUUCAGUUCAGAAGGACAAUUUAUUUCACGCUUCAGCUUUGACGGUGUUCACCAUAAUCGUUAUUUGAAGGGUCUUACCACACCGCGUGGUAUAUGCUUUACGCCCCAAGGCGACAUCAUAGUGACGGACUUUGAAAAUCAUCGUCUGUUGCUCGUUGACGCGUCUAUGACAAAGAUUAUCGCCCAUAAAGGCCACGAAGGAUCUGCAGUGCAUGAAUUUAGUCGUCCGUCAGGAGUGUGCUGCGAUGAUGAUGGCCGGGUCAUUGUAGCUGACUCCAAGAAUCAGAGAGUCAUGGUUUACUCUCCUCUACUAGAUUUCCUCUGGGCAGUCGACAUUCGUCCUUCAACCAAUAGUCCGCUGGCUAUUCCAACGGAUGAAAAGGACCGCCCCAGUGACGUUACGUUACUCCCUGACGGUCGUCUUGUUGUAAUGGUCGAGACAUCGCCGGAUGCUCGUGAUCAAUGUAGUCCUCAGAAGACUUUCAUUCAAGUUUACUAGAGAAAUACUUGUGUUUUAUGUAUACUGUUUUAUAGUUUUCCUUGACGCUUGCUUAUGUUCGUAUUCGAACGAGAUUGUUUUCAUUUUAAUCUGUUUCAUAUAUUAACUAGAGAAAAUUUACACGACACAUGAACAUUGCUACCUCCUGCAGAAGUGUAACUUUUUUCGUAGAAUAUUUUACAAACUGAAAUUGUAAGCUGAAAAAGGAAAUUUAGGCUGAACAACUUGAGUACAAGCAUACGAGCAAUGGUGAGUAAAUUGUAGUACAAGUUAGGAUAAAAUGUUGUGGCGAAUUAUGGCAUGGAGAAGUUUAUGGUACAUGCAGUAAUGCAUCAAAAUCAUGGCAAAUUAUCCUGACAAGCAUAUGAAGGUUCGCAUACCUUCCGAAAAAAAGAAAAAGACUAAGCUCAAAAGACUGAUAAGGCAAUAUAACGUGGUUUUAUUAUCUAAGCAAAUUUUUCUUGUUUUAUCUCAAUUUUCUUACAGUUGUUUCUGUUCCAAAAUUCCUAAAUCUAUAAACAAGGUACCAGUUUCAAAGAGACAACAAUUGAUUUAUAGCAAUCUCUAUUUUUGAAUACAUCAUUUCCAAGAAACAGGAAUUCAUUUGCGUGGAAUGCACGAAUUUAAAUUUAAUUUUAAAGUUACUCAGUAGAUUUUAGAUCUUUGUUUUGGAAAGUCAAAAGCAUGAUGCCGUUCACAUGAAUUGUAUGUUUUGUAGCGAGUGAACUCAAAAAUGAUGAUUCAAGUAUUAUGUGAAGCAGUGUGGUGAUGUAAUUUGAAAAUUGAAUUACCAGAAAUUUUUACCAAGUAAAACAUCCUAAAAACACAUGUAUAAGAAAAUGUUUCAGUCAAAAUUCAAACAAUAUUUUUUAGGUUCGUGAGCAUUAUAAAUGACCAGUUUUCGAUUAUAUCUCAGAUGAAUCGAUCUAAGAUAGUACGAGGAUAAUCCUCACCAACAAAAGCAUCAACACUUUAAAAAAAUGGCGAAGCAAAAUACAAAAAAAAAGAUACAGUAGAGUAGAAAUGAGGAUGUACAACCGGAAGAAACAAACAAAGGCGUUUUAGAAAAACCGCCCUGUACUUGUGAUUGUGUACGCGAAACAAAGUGGAGCAGACAGUUUAAAUAAAAUAAAACACGCUUACCAUAAGCGACAUUGGUCAUGGAUCUAGUGCCAGUAAACUGUAGGAGUGACCAGUUUCUUUUAAAGGAAGGAUAGUAUUUCGAUUUAUAAUCGAUUUGAAGGCUGCACGAAGAUUGAUUUAGAACGAAUCCAAUUCGCUAAAAAAAUCAAACAUGCAAGUGUUGCCAUAAAACUCAAAGAAGGAAGACAUUUAAUGGAAAUAAUAUAUCAAAGAAAAUAAGCAACGUUUUUACUACAUAACAGUGAAAAUUGAAGGGGAAUAAAAAUAGCAGAAUUCAUAAUUCAACAACAAAAAAGAAAGAGAAAAAGUCCAGUAAGUUCCUCUAAUUGAAUGAAAACGGUGAAAUUUCUGUCAAAGCCAGAUGGCCCAAGAUUUUUACGGUUAUUAUUUAGAGCAAAAACAAACAAUACAUUAUUUCUUGGCUUAAAUUAUAUUCGACUUGAAAAUCACUAUGAUAACUACUAUUCGGCAUGCUUAUUCAAAAUAUAUGUGUUGUCGUGUUAUGGAUGUAUUUUUUUUUUUCUAAAUUUCUAUGCUAUACGCAGAUCUAUUAUAUUAAGCAAAUCCAGUUCAAUUAAGAGCAAACGAAAAAUAUUGUGUGUAUUGAAAAAAGCUUUCUACUAAUAAAUAAGAUAUUGCUUGUACGAGUCGAUCAGCAGAUUUUGACAAAAAUAACUGAAAAUGCAAUUGAAAUGCAAUUUAGGAUAAGUAUAUUCAACGAGCAUUUUUAUGAAAAUAUAUUACGGAAAACUGAGCAAAACACAAGUUAACCAAAACAAAUGAAACAUACAAUAUUAGUUUUAAGCUGACUGAUCGAAACCAGUAAGACUGAGCUGUUCGACUGAGGAUAGAGACGGAUGAUACAAAAGUAAAUGAAAUAUACCCUCGUUUUCUAGCGUCAAAUAUUUAGACAAAUUGAAUGUUGAUCUGAGUUUGAUGAGGAUGGCGUUUUGAAAAUGGGACACAAACAUAGCACACACGAGAAGCAAUACUGAAUUUAAAAUAACAAAUAUAAAGAUAAAUUUACAGUCGAUACUCGUCCAACAGGCAAACCGAUUGAAUAUCCGCAUCCUCACCGAAAUAAACAUUACCCACCCAAAGAGAACAAAAACAAAAAUAAGUCGUAACUUAUAGUAUAUAAACCACUCGAAACAGUUUCACCUAAAUACAAGUUCCUGUACGGACUAAAAGAACGGCUAAUGUAUUCGUGCUACUGCUUUAUUUUAAAUGUUUUGUACAGCGAGAUCCCAACUCUCGGGAUCUUCGCUUUACUCUCGAAACGCCCGAAUGUGUUCAGCGAGAUAUCUACAAAUAUACACAUAAUAAUUUUAGAUAAUUUAGAACAAUUUUACACAACAAUGAAAUGCAUGAUGCUAAAAUAUAUACAUACAUAUAUGAGAAAAAAACACGAAAGUACAACAUUCUUUUUAUUGUCAAUGAUUCUAAAUACCUGCAGAGAUGAGUGAUGAUAACAUAUAUAGUGAAUUAUAACGAUCAAAGUUAUUCUAAAUAAUUGCUAAUAGUUACCAUAAGACAAGGAAAAUAACAAAAACUAUUUUAAAUAUACAAGAACAGGCGAAAUAGCAAUGUUUAGACGAAAAGUAACUGUCUCACUAUAAAGGCAUGCGAAGAAUAUCCCUGCAUUAAUAAAUAUUUUAUAACUUAAAA
Molecule: messenger RNA, 5888 nt
Organism: Toxorhynchites rutilus septentrionalis
Lineage: Eukaryota; Metazoa; Arthropoda; Insecta; Diptera; Culicidae
Gene: wech
Product: protein wech
Exons: 5
Coding region: 693-3077 (794 amino acids)
Biological process (GO): proteasome-mediated ubiquitin-dependent protein catabolic process; protein polyubiquitination
Molecular function (GO): ubiquitin protein ligase activity; protein binding; zinc ion binding
Source: RefSeq, a predicted model, not a curated record